AUGGAAUUUAACAGGGUUGCUCUGAAUGCGACAGCCCUGGAAAAACUGCCGUUAUAUCAAAAAAUUUUGCUGUUUUUAUAAUGAGUGCGCUUAGUUGUGUAACCGAGAAUGAUAUUUUGAGUUUGCGUAUUAUAUGCAAGAUAGAAGCUAAUCAACAGUAUAAAAUUGAGGAAGUGGAUAAGUACGGAAAUACUGCACUGCUGAAAUCUUGCUAUCUGGGCAGAUUGGAAUGUGCGCUUAUAUUGCUAGAAUUCGGAGCAAACAUUUAUGCCGUCAAUUAUUUUGGCCAGAACGCCUUAACGCUGGCCAGCUAUUGCGGUAAUAUGCAAUUAGUGCUGGAGUUAUUACAUCGCCGCUCAUACCAGGACUUUAAUUUAUCUUCGCUAUUACCGGCCGUUUGCGUAGCAUCCAUGCGGCAGCACAAGGUUUUAGUGAAAUAUUUUAUGAAUUUAGAUCCAAUAGGAACACCCAAUUUACGAACAGUGCAUGGCCUUGGACUAAAUGAUAUGGGUCAGAUGGUAAAACGAAAACUCAGGAAUCUAUCGCAAAAGAAAAUGAUUAAUAAUGCCAUUAAUUAA
Molecule: messenger RNA, 578 nt
Organism: Drosophila hydei
Lineage: Eukaryota; Metazoa; Arthropoda; Insecta; Diptera; Drosophilidae
Product: DNA replication inhibitor plutonium
Exons: 3
Coding region: 81-578 (165 amino acids)
Molecular function (GO): protein binding
Source: RefSeq, a predicted model, not a curated record